Molecule: messenger RNA, 1674 nt
Organism: Rhodamnia argentea
Lineage: Eukaryota; Viridiplantae; Streptophyta; Magnoliopsida; Myrtales; Myrtaceae
Product: divinyl chlorophyllide a 8-vinyl-reductase, chloroplastic
Exons: 1
Coding region: 212-1468 (418 amino acids)
Molecular function (GO): oxidoreductase activity
Source: RefSeq, a predicted model, not a curated record
CCAGCGGUCCUCCAUGCUCUCGGCGAUGCAUGUCCGCCUAUCAUUUUAGAUUUUGUCUCGAUUUCGCCAACCCAAUUUUCAUAACGACGAUGAAACACCAUCUCGACCUCAAGCGCACUCCUUUCCCUCCAGAAAUGCUUCAGUGAAGCUCGACCCGUUCUUGGCCGUUGUGCUUCAACUGAGGCUAUUUGAAGUUCCGAGAAGAAAAAAAAUGUCCCUUUCGUUGUCAUCCAAUGCAUUCAGUAUUCGACCCACAAAGUACGAAGCCUUGAGAAGGCGUUUCUCUUCUCAAUUCAUCAGCCCAAUUCAGGUGAGCUCAAGCACUCGUGCGUUUUCAGUCUCGCAUGUGUACUCGCCUUCCAUCUUUAAGUUCGGCCGAGAAAGACUCAACCCAAUUACUGCUUCGGCAGCAGCAGCGGCUGAAACAUCACCCUCCUCUUUCAGGAACAAAACCCCCAAAGAUAUAAACGUUUUGGUCGUGGGCUCAACUGGGUAUAUUGGGAAAUUCGUAGUGAGAGAGUUGGUGAAGAGAGGGUUCAAUGCCAUAGCAGUUGCCAGAGAGAGAAGUGGGAUCAGGGGUAGGAACAGUAAGGAUGAGACAUUGAACGAUUUGAAAGAGGCUAAUGUGUGCUUUUCGGAUGUGACGGACUUGGAGACCUUGGAGAAGUCUGUGGAGGGCUUGGGAUGUGAUAUUGAUGUCGUGGUAUCGUGCCUCGCUAGUCGGUCUGGCGGAGUGAAGGAUUCUUGGAAAAUUGAUUACGAGGCCACGAGAAAUAGCCUUCUUGCCGGUCGGAAAUUCGGAGCUGUGCAUUUCGUGUUGCUUUCUGCUAUUUGCGUGCAAAAGCCCCUUCUUGAGUUUCAGCGGGCGAAGCUGAAGUUCGAGGCCGAAUUGGUGAAAGAAGCCGAAGAGGACGAUAAGUUCACAUAUAGCAUUGUGAGACCAACGGCAUUUUUCAAGAGCUUGGGGGGUCAGGUUGAGUUGGUGAAGGAUGGAAAGCCUUAUGUCAUGUUUGGGGACGGGAAGUUGUGUGCUUGUAAGCCAAUUAGUGAGCCGGAUUUAGCUUCUUUCAUUGCAGACUGCGUGUUGAGUGAAGACAAGAUAAACCAGAUUUUACCGAUUGGCGGGCCAGGGAAGGCUUUGACGCCUCUCGAGCAAGGGGAGAUUUUGUUUAGACUUUUGGGGAAGGAGCCCAAGUUCUUGAAAGUGCCGAUUGAGAUUAUGGACUUUGCGAUCGGUGUCCUGGAUUUCUUGGUUAAGAUUUUUCCAGGAUUGGAAGAUGCAGCCGAGUUUGGGAAGAUUGGACGGUACUAUGCUGCGGAGAGUAUGUUGAUUCUCGAUCCCGAGACAGGGGAGUACAGUUCUGAUCAAACGCCUAGCUAUGGGAAGGACACAUUGGAAGAGUUCUUUGAGAAGGUUCUUCGGGAAGGAAUGGCAGGUCAAGAGUUGGGGGAGCAGACAAUUAUUUGAAUGCUUGGUGCUGUGAAGGAAAUGGAUUCAAUUACCAGUAAUUGGGUUAGGCAGCUUCAGUUUUGUAACCAUUUCUCACCUAAAGUUGUGGAUCCUUACCCGGAAAGUGAUUGGGCAUAUGUAUAAUCUGUGAGUAAGGUAUGUAUGUAACAAUUGAUUCUUACUGAUAAUUGACAAAUUCUGUUAUUCACAACUUUGAAGUUAUU